Molecule: messenger RNA, 598 nt
Organism: Maniola jurtina (meadow brown)
Lineage: Eukaryota; Metazoa; Arthropoda; Insecta; Lepidoptera; Nymphalidae
Exons: 2
Coding region: 137-478 (113 amino acids)
Source: RefSeq, a predicted model, not a curated record
UUUCAAUGUUCUGCAAGAAUAUGUAUGCGUUUUAUACAAUGUAAAAGCAAGAAAAACUGUCAACGAAGCAAGGUGUAUCAUAUUCGAUAGGAUUUAUACACCGAAAAGCUGUAAUGAAGCUUUCAAAAAGAAAGCUAUGAAAUUGGAAGCAACGUCGUUUCCCCCUUGUUUCAGGGAGUUAAAACAACAUAUGAAGAGAAGUACCUACAUAGCACAGAUUUGGUGUAAUGCCUACAAACAAAUACCGUCGACCUUGUUACCAAUAAGAUAUGGAUGGAUGUUCAAUGACGGUCGGUACGAUUUCGACUGGUUCCACGGCGAGGAAUGCCCCCAAAAAGUCAGUGACAUAACGGAACCGGAUGAGGAAUCAGGCGAAGAAAUUGAUGACGUCAUAGAAAAUGAUAGAGAAGAUAAUUCGGACGUCGAUGAAGACGUUGACUCCGAUAACAACUCAGCGGCUGAUUCCGAUACUGAUUAAUUUAAAUAAAAACCUUAUUUUGUAUUAUCAUCUUUAAAUAUAUCGAAUUUAUCUAAAAAAUAGUUGUUUCAUUUUCAUCAGCCUAAAAGAUAUGGACUGCAUUAAAAUGUACGGCAUCAU